CUCUGCCAUACGAUUUACGAUCAAACGGUUGAGGCCAACAAAUUCGCCAAUUUACACUCCACACGGCAUUUUGGACCAUUUGUAUUUUACCUGGUGCUCAAUAAAAAAUUCCUCCCGUUGCUGCGUUUCUAUGCUGCUGAAGGCAGGUACAAAGACGCAGCGAAUUUGAUCCGUCUGAUCAAGAUUAUCUUUCCCGAUGAAGCCUGGAACCGAACAAUGGAAAAUGCUGAUGAUCAGACUGUGUUACAGGAAUAUGCAAAAGAGAACAAAGAAUGCGAACCAGUUCUGCAGGAGUUACUUCGAGCGAGGAGGAGCAGACAGAUGAGAGACAAAGCAAAUGCAAGCGUUUCUAGCGAAACAACGGGUGCAGACACAAGCACCAUACAGGUAAGCAUUUCUUUCGCAUUUUCAUGCGACUCAUUAGGUUCCCUCGAUUGUCUUUUCUUCUAA
Messenger RNA from Gongylonema pulchrum, 450 nucleotides. The record is from the annotation of a GenBank genome assembly. NCBI's taxonomy places the organism in Eukaryota, Metazoa, Nematoda, Chromadorea, Rhabditida, Gongylonematidae.